CCACUUUUCUGCAAGGACGCAUGGAUGCUCUCCAUAUAGGCGCACAGAGAGUCAUGUGAACGCGCGCAGAAGAGGCUCAAUGGAGUCGUCAACGACUGAAACUCUUCCUUCCUUCAUUGUUCUCCGAAGACGACAACGCAACAAGGCACCUACUUAGCGUGGCCGUAAGUAUAUCAGACAAGGCUCGCUGUCCCUCUCGCGUUCAGGCUUCCAAACGCUCCUCCCUGAAGCGUUUCUAAGCGCAUGAAGAGGAACAAGCGUAACAAGCGUAACAGCAGUUUGCAGCCCACCGGGAUGAUUUCGAGACGGAGCCCCUCGCUCCGGCUGCAGCGGUGGUGGCAGCUACUGCUGUUGUGCAUGGUGUGGUGCAACUCAAGGCACUCGGAGGCUGCAGGGAUUGGUGUGAAUUGGGGGACAAUGGCAUCUCACAGGCUUCCCAACAAAACCGUUGUCCAGAUGCUUCGAGCGAAUGGGAUCUCCAAGGUGAAGCUGUUUGAUGCAGAUCCUGGAGUGAUGGAGUCGCUUCGGGGAACAGAUAUGGAGCUGAUGAUAGCAAUUCCAAACGAGAUGCUGGAGCUGGUUGCUACACUUCCUGCAGCGGCUCGGAACUGGGUGCGUAAAAAUGUCACUCGAUACAGGACAGCGAAGAAUGGGGUCAAGAUAAAAUACGUGGCCGUAGGAAACGAACCAUUUCUCAAGGCGUACAAUGGAAGCUAUGACAACUUGGCGUACCCGGCACUGAAAAACGUCCAGGAUGCCCUGGUAAGUGCAGGACUGGGUGAGAGCAUCAAGGCCACUAUACCGUUGAACGGGGACGUUCUUAGCAAUGGCGACUCGACAUUACCUUCAGGAGGGAUUUUCCGUCCAGACAUAGCACCACAGGUCCUCAAAGUUGUGGAAGCCUUGGGCGAGCACAACGCGCCCUUCGUUAUCAACGUCUAUCCGUUCCUCAGCCUCCAGCAAGACCCACACUUUCCAAGGGACUUCGCUUUCUUCGACGGCACUGACUUCCCGCUAGUGGAUGGCAACCUCAGCUACACCAACGUUUUCGACGCGAGCUAUGAUCUGCUGGUGGCAGCUCUCACGAAAGCCGGCUAUUCCAACAUGACGAUCAUCAUCGGAGAGAUCGGGUGGCCGACCGACGGGGACAUAAACGCCAACGUCGCCAACGCUGUCAGAUUCAACCAGGCUUUCAUCCGUCACGUCCUACAGUCCGGCACGCCGCUGAGGAGGCCUCCGCUCGAGGCCUACCUCUUCAGCCUUCUCGACGAGGAUCAAAAGACCAUCUUGCCAGGAAACUUUGAGAGGCACUGGGGGAUCUUCGGCUACGAUGGCAAGGCCAAGUACAGGCUAGAUCUUCAAGGCAGUGGAAACGUGACGGCCAACUUGGUGAACGCGAGCAGUGUCAAGUAUCUUCCCCGGCAGUGGUGCGUGCUGGAUCCGAGCGGUGAUAUCGCCAGACUGGGGAACAACAUGGACUAUGCGUGCUCUCACUCGGAUUGCACGUCGAUCGUCCCCGGCAGCUCGUGUGAUGGGAUGGGUAGUGACGCGAAAGCUUCGUAUGCUUUCAACAGUUACUAUCAGCUCUACGAUCAACUCAACACGAGCUGCUACUUCGAUGGCUUGGCGACGAUCACCAAGACCAGCCCCUCGUCCGGGACGUGCCAGUUUAAGAUCCAGAUCGCCACCACAAAUUCAUCGUCGACCUCGCCUCGCUCGCCUGGUUCUAGCGGUGGUGAUAGCAACAGCAACAGCACCAGCAGUGAGAGCUCCGGUGGAUCACGAAGAAAUGGUUGCUACUCGAUCAGAGAUUUGCUGGUUGCGGCGAGCGCGAUUCUCAUCGCCCUCUGGAAGCUGGAAAGAUUUUGAUGUUUGAGCGAUCGCGAGAGGAGAGGGGAUGGAAGUGAUCGAUUUUCAAGGAAGCGAUGUAAGUAUUUGCGAGGAAAAGAGAGGAAAGAUUAAAGCUACUGCUGUGA
Molecule: messenger RNA, 1976 nt
Organism: Selaginella moellendorffii
Lineage: Eukaryota; Viridiplantae; Streptophyta; Lycopodiopsida; Selaginellales; Selaginellaceae
Product: glucan endo-1,3-beta-glucosidase 5
Exons: 4
Coding region: 244-1869 (541 amino acids)
Biological process (GO): carbohydrate metabolic process
Cellular component (GO): plasma membrane
Molecular function (GO): hydrolase activity, hydrolyzing O-glycosyl compounds
Source: RefSeq, a predicted model, not a curated record